CGAGCUGGCUGUGGUGGCGGCGGCGACGGCCUCUUCGGCUGUGGUCGAGGCUGCGGCAGCGGCUCCUCCGUGAGUACCCUCUUCACCAGACGCUCCCGCCAGUCUCGCUCAGCCUUCCCUCGGGCUUUGGUGGAAUAUUUUUGCUGUCAUGGACCAGUAUGGAGAUAUGUCAGAAGGUGAAGUAGACCAUUCUUUCUUUGAUAGUGAUUUUGAUGGAGAAGAAAAGAAAUGUGGAAGCAGUAUUUCACCAGUUGAUAAGCAAUUUGACAAACUUGGGAAAAGAGAAGCAGAUGCAGAAAAUAUAGAUUUUAAAUUGGGUGUGCUUACGAAAGAAGAUCAUCUUACUGAGAAGAGAAAUGAAAGGAAAGAAAAAACACCUUCAGAAGAUCAUACCUUAGAAAACUGUACUGGAAAAUCUUCAUCCUCAUCAAGUUCAGGAUCAAAGAAUGUAUGUAGUACUUCAACAACUGGAAAAAUACAUUUAACCAUUCCAACUAGAAUCCCUAAAAUAGUAAGAGAAGGAGAAGAUGAUUACUAUACAGAUGGAGAAGAGAGUAGUGAUGAUGGGAAAAGACAUCGAAUUAGACCCAAGUCAGCUAAACCAUCUAAUAAUUUUAAAAAGUCCACAAGUAAAAAAUAUAACAAAAUCAGUUCUUCCUCCUCCUCUUCCUCUUCUUCCUCUUCUUCUUCUUCAUCUUCCUCCUCCUCUUCAUCUUCCUCAUCUUCUACAAGCACAGAUACAGAUUGUUCAGCUACAGAAUCUGACGUCUGUCUUUCUGAUUCUCCUCAGUCACCUUCAAAGAAAAGUGCACCUGGUUUAAAAGCUCUACUGUCACCAAAACAAAAAUGCAAACCAGAAAAGUCAAAAGAAGCACCAUCUAUAAAUUCCAAACCAAAACUUGGUGAAUUCACAGAGGAAUCUGAAGAUACUGUGACUGAUGUAACUCCUUUAUCAACUCCAGACAUCAGCCCUAUUCAAUCUUUUGAACUAGCUGCAUCAAAUGAUCAGAAAACAAAAGUAAAAAGGCAAGAAAAUGUGAGCCAGGAAGCAUUUGGAAAUUUUGAAGACUCAAAGUGUAAUACAAAAUAUCUGAAAUCAUCCAGAGUAGGGAAAGAAAAAAAUGGAUCCAGUCUCACCCCCAAAUCACUCUCAUUAGAAUCCAACUUGGACAACAGAUAUAAACAAAAAGUCUUACAUGAUACACUGGACCUGAAUCAGCUUUUAAAAGCUUUCCUGCAGUUAGACAAAAAAGAACAGCAAAAAUUUACUGUUGAUCGACCUUCUCCAGCACCUAAGAAAAACUAUUCUUUUACAAAGGAGGAAGUAAGACAGAUUGAUCGGGAAAAUCAAAGGUUGUUAAAAGAACUCUCCAAACAAGCUGAAAAGCCAAGAGCUAAAAGUACCAUUCCUAGGAAACCUGUUGUUCCACCACCAAAGUUGUACCACAGUGCUCUCAACAGACAGAAAGAACAGCAAAGGAUUGAGAGAGAGAACUUGGCUUUAUUGAAAAGACUUGAAGCCGUGAAGCCAACAGUUGGUAUGAAACGCACAGAACAACUGAUGGACUAUCAUCGCCAUAUGGGCUACUUAAAUGCAUCCCCAGUCUCUAGACGAGUGAGGUCUACUCUUAGUCAAAUUAGUCCACUGAGAGGAGCUUCCAGGUCCUCUAGUGCUACAAGUGCACUCAGCCGGAAGAGUGAAAGAUCACUUUCUGAUGCAUCCAGUGGCCCUCUACUGAGACCUAAACCCCCUAAUGUUCGUACUGCUUGGUUAUAAGAAAAAAAAACUUAUUUUGAACAUUGUUAUUCAGAUUUCUAUUGAAGUGCUCUUGUAGAUUACUGUAAUUCUCUGUGCAAAAGUCUGUAAUCCUAUUUUAAGUGAUUAAAGUAUACAGCAUUGUAUUUUAAUUUAUUGUAACUUGAUGCAAUAUUUACUUUCCAAAGGACAGUUUCAUGUCAAAUCAGUGUUUCCUGUGUGGAUAUAUUUAUCUGAGAUGUGUAUACAUAUACACACACACAUAUAUUUAAUACAGGGAUGGUAGUAUACAUGUAAAUUUUCUCACCCAAUUCACAGAACUCAUUGUCAUGCUGACAGAAUGGUGGUAUUGCAAUACUUUGGAUCCAGGAUUUUUAGCUAAUUUAGUUCUCAUUUUUUUUCCCAUUAAAUUUUAAACCAUGAGCUUAGCUCCUAAAUUUACUUAUUCUAUUUUUCUGCGUGCUUCAGGACUUAUUUAUGCCUUGAAUUUAUAAUUGCAGCACUUUCUAGGUGAUGGGUUUUUAUUAAGAAAUAUAUACUGAAAUUUUCUUUCUUUCUUUUUUUUUUCUCAGAUGGAGCUGUUAAGUCGGUCUGAGAAUUGUAGGGUAGAAUGAUAGAAGCUUACAGUGGGACCAUCCUAAUAAUCAACUUGAUUCUCUUUAGGUGCCCUGAGUUAGAUACCAAAACUUUGAUCUAUUCCCCUUUCCUCUGAACUAUGAACAAACAUCAGAGAAUACAGAGUGUAAAAUUCUUCUUCCACAUUUUUGCACCAUUUCCAGUUGAGUAGCAGUAUUGCUAAUGAGUGAAUGAGGGAAAGUUUGGAAUUCGAUUCUGCUGCUUUGUGGCACUUUUUAAAGGCCAAAUUGGCAACAACAUUAGUCUUAUGUAACAAGCCUUGAAGCAAGUAUUUUUUGAUUCGGAAAAAAAUGGCACUGAUAUUAUGAAAGACUAAGGAGCAGAUCCUGAGGCAUCAGAACAAUCUAUUUUAGGAGGUAACAUUAUUAGUCGCUUAUGUUUUUAUUUAUUAUUAAUUGAAUUAAGGAAGAACUUGGUAAAGGACUCUACAUUUAUAGUAGCCCUUGAUGUUGCUGCUAGUACUUUAUAGGGCUAAAAGUGCUAUAAAACAAAUACUAGAUAUAGUCAUCACUUGUUCUUAAAUGUUAGUGCUCCUUUUUGGGGGGGAGGGGGUAGGGAGGAGACCAUACCCUGGAGUUGUAAUUUUUGCCAAGUUUUUAAAUGCAGGUUGUCUUAACAUUGUUAGUGGAAAGUGGGUUUUGAUAUAGGUAUAGGUAAUAAAAGGUAGGUUAUAAUUAGAAAGUUUUUCUGUUUAAUUUGUAAUGCUGCUGUUAUCAUUAUUCUAUUUCUCUAUUUGCCUUCUCAGCCUCCUUGCAAAAUGUUUGGGAGGAUUCUAUGUUAAAUGCCAAAUCUUUUUAUGAGAGAGUUGUGAUCCAUGGCCACAAAAAUAAGGAAGUUGAUUUUUAUUCUCUUACAUUAGCUGUGUUUUGAAAUGUACUACAUAUGGUCAACAAGACAAGUUAAUUUCUUAAAAACUCUAGGCAGUAAGACAAACUAUGUUGUGUUAAACAUUGAUUCUAAAUAUUCUGACUUAUGUAUCAAUUCAUAUUCCUAGCAUCUAUUAAGAAUUUGUUUAGGCUUUGUGGAGAGGGAAAGGGUGGUGGGGGUGGGUUCAGGGUUUAAACAGUGAUAUGAAGACAAACUGGCUCUGAGAUUAUCCUGCUUCUUUCAUCGGGGAUAUAAUGUUCAUUGGAUGCUGCUACCAUAAUUAUUUAAUGUACUGCUCUGGUGAUCAAACUAUUUUGCCAUUUAAUACUUUGCUUAUAAAAUGAGAUACAGCUGUAUUUAAUACUAAUAUCACAUUUUAAUUUUGCACUUUUAAUGUUUGUAAUUCCAACUUUUUGGGGGGGGGGCGAAUAAGAUAGGCUGAAUUUUUACAGCAUGUUGUACAUUCAGUGAUUAAAAAUUGUCAGUUUUUGUAUUUUGCUUUUGUAAGUUGUAAGGGGAAGGGGAAUUUAAUAUAAAGUCUAUUAUGUUCAGAACUA
Antechinus flavipes (yellow-footed antechinus) is the source of this 3816-nucleotide messenger RNA. RefSeq names its product cilia and flagella associated protein 97 (gene CFAP97). Bases 149 to 1777 code for a protein of 542 amino acids. NCBI's taxonomy places the organism in Eukaryota, Metazoa, Chordata, Mammalia, Dasyuromorphia, Dasyuridae. The record is from RefSeq and is a predicted model, not a curated record. The transcript has 5 exons. Gene Ontology annotation, biological process: spermatogenesis.